AAGUGUGGCUGAGCUCCCGGGUGUGUGGCCGCCGCUUUGUUGCCCGAGGGGGGUGGCGGUGGAAGUUAGAAGGGUCGGGGGUCCGCGCCGGUGGCGGCCGCUCUAGUCGCUUCGCCCGGUACCCCUCUUCGCGCAGGAGUCCAGCCGAAGGCAGCCAUGAGCGGCGGCGUGUACGGGGGAGAUGAAGUUGGAGCCCUUGUUUUUGACAUUGGGUCCUAUACUGUGAGAGCUGGUUACGCUGGUGAGGACUGCCCCAAGGUGGAUUUCCCAACAGCUAUUGGUAUGGUAGUAGAAAGAGAUGAUGGAAGCACAUUGAUGGAAAUAGAUGGAGAUAAAGGCAAACAAGGCGGUCCUACGUACUACAUAGACACCAAUGCCCUGCGUGUUCCCAGGGAGAAUAUGGAGGCCAUUUCACCGUUAAAAAAUGGGAUGGUUGAAGAUUGGGAUAGUUUCCAGGCUAUUCUGGACCAUACCUAUAAAAUGCAUGUCAAAUCAGAGGCCAGCCUGCAUCCUGUUCUCAUGUCAGAAGCCCCGUGGAAUACUAGAGCGAAAAGAGAGAAACUGACAGAAUUAAUGUUUGAACACUACAACAUCCCUGCGUUCUUCCUUUGUAAAACUGCAGUUCUGACAGCAUUUGCUAAUGGUCGUUCUACUGGUCUGAUUUUGGACAGUGGAGCCACGCAUACCACUGCGAUUCCGGUGCACGAUGGCUAUGUCCUCCAGCAGGGUAUUGUAAAAUCCCCCCUUGCUGGAGACUUUAUUACUAUGCAAUGCAGAGAACUCUUCCAAGAAAUGAACAUAGAAUUGAUUCCCCCAUAUAUGAUUGCAUCCAAGGAAGCUGUGCGGGAAGGAUCUCCAGCAAACUGGAAAAGAAAAGAGAAACUGCCACAGGUUACGAGGUCGUGGCACAAUUACAUGUGUAAUUGUGUUAUCCAGGACUUUCAGGCUUCAGUACUUCAAGUGUCAGAUUCAACUUAUGAUGAACAAGUAGCUGCGCAAAUGCCAACUGUUCAUUAUGAGUUCCCCAAUGGCUACAACUGCGACUUUGGCGCUGAACGGCUGAAGAUUCCUGAAGGAUUAUUUGACCCUUCCAAUGUAAAAGGAUUAUCAGGAAAUACAAUGCUGGGAGUGAGUCACGUUGUUACCACAAGUGUUGGGAUGUGUGAUAUUGAUAUCAGACCAGGUCUCUAUGGCAGCGUGAUCGUGGCUGGAGGAAACACACUCAUACAGAGCUUCACUGAUAGGUUGAACAGAGAGCUGUCUCAGAAAACUCCUCCAAGUAUGCGGUUGAAAUUGAUUGCAAAUAACACGACGGUUGAACGGAGGUUUAGUUCAUGGAUUGGUGGUUCCAUUCUAGCCUCUUUGGGCACCUUCCAACAGAUGUGGAUUUCCAAGCAGGAGUAUGAAGAAGGAGGGAAGCAGUGUGUGGAAAGGAAAUGCCCUUGAGUUCCUGCACCUCCACCUUCCUGUGUCACCUUACGUCUCAUAGCUUUAGUCUACUCAGGAAAAGAAUGACCAUCUUUUGUAGAAUGUUUAUACAUUUUUGCAUAUUUCAAUUUCCACUUAAAUUUUUAAAGGCUUUAACUUGCUCUAUAAAUUAAAAUGAGUUUGUGCUUUCCUUGAAAUGUACUUAUUCUUAUUACAAGCAUUUUAUAAUUUUGUAUAAAUGUCUAUUUUCUCUAAAUAUUUUGCUUUUAGUAAAUGCUUUCCAACUCUGUUUAGUAUAUUAAUCACCAGUGGAUUGCUUUUUAUUGACUAGUAAAAGUUACUGCCUAUGCUUUUUACUUAGGCUUAUAAAAUUCAAUAAAAUUUACUACCCAUUCUAGAA
Molecule: messenger RNA, 1828 nt
Organism: Ochotona curzoniae (black-lipped pika)
Lineage: Eukaryota; Metazoa; Chordata; Mammalia; Lagomorpha; Ochotonidae
Gene: ACTL6A
Product: actin like 6A
Exons: 14
Coding region: 157-1446 (429 amino acids)
Biological process (GO): regulation of transcription by RNA polymerase II; nervous system development
Cellular component (GO): NuA4 histone acetyltransferase complex; SWI/SNF complex
Molecular function (GO): chromatin binding
Source: RefSeq, a predicted model, not a curated record